AUGACAUCUCCGUCGGACCCGGGUUGGUUCGGACGGAGCCUGCGGACCUUCCACGAGCGCCACGAACGUCUCCAACGCUUCGUACACGAAGGCAUGCGGGUACCUUUACCUCGCUGGGGUCGCUUCCUUAUGGGAUGUGUCUAUUUCACUAUCCCCGUAGUAGGUGGGAUGUCCGUCAUGAACUGGUCAAUUGGCAAGGCCCACGCUUCAAUCGGCGAAUCCGGCGAACGAUUGCCGCAAAAAUACGCGCAUCGGCAAGGGCUAGUAGGAGAUGCCAUUGUCACGUCAGACGGGGAAACGAAAAAGGUUGGAGCCGGAGGUUGGGGUGGGGGUGUACACUUGGCUGUGAGUGAUGAAGAAACGCAACGGCGGAAUCGGCAAGCCCUCAAUCAUUUCUUUGCCUCACAGAAGAAGCAACAACGACGCCAAAAACAACAUCCCGAGGACGAAGGCGACGCCUCGUCGGAAGUGGAGGCGUCGUCCACUCCCUCCACUGCCCUGUAA
Molecule: messenger RNA, 504 nt
Organism: Phaeodactylum tricornutum CCAP 1055/1
Lineage: Eukaryota; Bacillariophyta; Bacillariophyceae; Surirellales; Neidiaceae
Exons: 1
Coding region: 1-504 (167 amino acids)
Source: RefSeq, a predicted model, not a curated record